Messenger RNA from Stegastes partitus (bicolor damselfish), 2954 nucleotides. It is a transcript of the gene bet1l, whose product is annotated as Bet1 golgi vesicular membrane trafficking protein-like. The record is from RefSeq and is a predicted model, not a curated record. The transcript has 4 exons. The coding region runs from base 27 to 356 and encodes 109 amino acids. Lineage: Eukaryota; Metazoa; Chordata; Actinopteri; Pomacentridae.
AGCUGAUCGUGACGUCAUUCUCCAACAUGGCGGACUGGAAUAGAGGUCAUGGCUCUGUGGAUGACAUGCUGGAUGCUGAGAACAAACGACUGGCUGAUAACUUGGCCACCAAAGUCUCCAGACUGAAAUCUCUGGCUUAUGACAUCGACAGGGAGGCCGAUGAUCAGAACGAGUACCUCGACGGCAUGGACUCAAACUUCCUGAGUGCGACCGGCUUGUUGAGCGGCAGCGUGAAGCGAUUCUCCACAAUGGUCCGAUCUGGGAGAGACAACCGCCGCAUCCUCUGCUACGUCUCUGUGGGGCUGGUCCUGGUCUUCUUUUUGCUCUACUACUUGGUCUCCAGGAUUCAGCGCUGAUGGGAAAUCAUCUCAGCCUGGACCUGGUCCUGAUGUGGAGAUGAGACUGUAGACUGUGAUGCCAUAUCUGAUAGGUUUAAAUAAGCUCUGUGGAUCUCAUGCGACUGAGAAGACUUUUUUUCUUUUGAAAACAAACGGGGAGUAGACAGAAAACAUUUUCGCUGUAUUGUUGGUCGGCACAGUAGGGAACAUCGGCCAGCUCCCUGGGGGAAACUGCAGUUGGUAUGGUCAUAACACAGACCCUGGAGUCUCUUCAAAAGAAAGAAACAUGCCAGGACUUUGGGGUCUUCUGCUUGGCACCGACUUUGUCCCAUCCUGCAGCUGCCAGAAAGUCCUUAUUUGGACUGAGAAAGGGGGAGGCCUGAAUGCAUGAGUAUGGUACACAUUACUGCUGAGUUUAAUGGAUUGAUGAAACCAUCAGUCAGGACAAAAUAUAUUUAAUAACAGAUUUACUGUGUCUCAAUUUCAGACUACACGAUAAUCUAAAGAGCCCAUAUUAUGUAUACUUUUACAGAUUUAGAAUUUAUUUUGAGGGGUCUACUAGAAUAUGUUUACAUGGUUAAAUGGUCAAAAACACAAUCUUUCUCCGACUGUACAUUCCUGCACCAUUGCUUCUCACCUUCCACCUGAAAUGCUAUGUUUUGGCUGCUGUCCCUUUAAGUCCACCCUUCCUGAAAAGCCCAGUCUGCUCUGAUGAUUAGGUACCACACAGCUGUGUAGCCAGUGAUGAAGAUCAAGCAGAGGCUGCUCUAGUGAAUAUCAUAAAGGUAGACUGUGAGGAAGCUGCUCAUUCUUUGUUUGAGGGACAAACUAGCUGCUAGACAGGUGUGAUGCAAACAUGUUACACAGUCAUGUAGAUAAGUAACAAAAGAAAUGCCAGAACUGUAAACCAUGUGUUUCAGGCAGGUAAGGGGGAAGUCCAAAAAGUAUGAUAUGGGCUCUUUACAACUAGAAUUUAAUUCUAGCUAGUCUGUUUACAUUGCAAAGCUGACAGAUUUAUUUGGAGUGUGCUGCUUAUGUUUGCUGUUGUCUCAUAAAGCAAUGCACAGAGGAAAUGAAGAAAUAACGAGUGAGACAGAAAAGCCAAAGGUAAAAAGUUUUAUAUAUAUCUGGAAAAUGUCCCUUUCUUGUUGAGGUUUAAUUGUCAGUGUUAUUCCACUGCAUAUAUUUUUCUAUUUUCUGGGGCUCAAUCACUCAAUCAGUUCUAUCAGUGCAAGACAGAAGAGUAUUUUUUAAAGGAUGAUUCAUAUGUACACAGCAAAAACACGUAAUAUACCCCGAACAAGAAUAUAAACACAGCAUGCAAGUGGUCCUCUUUUUAGACUUAGAAAAAAAGAAUGUUAAAAUCUAAUUUCUAUUGUUGUUUUGGUUAGAAAAUGGUUAAACUCAGCUAAUAGUGCACCAACUGCUGUUUAGCUGGUGACAGAUUUUCAGUCAUGAGUUAAUCCACACCCGAGGCAGCUGUGCCUUUAAAGGACAAUGAUCAAAUAAUGUGAUUAGUGCAGAGACACUUCUUUGACCAGUGACUAGAAAAGGCCACCCUAAAAUGCAGAUGUUGACUUGAUGCAACAGAUGACAGGAGAAUAGGAGAACAGGCUGUUGGCGCUGUAGAUGCUGGCAUGACAGUUAGGGCCGUAGUUAGGCACUUGAAAUUCCACAAAUUUCCCAUUUAUCUUUUAAGAAACCAUUUCGAACAGCAUGAUGUGAGAAUCUGCCACAUGAUGCUCUGCAUGUGUAUGAAUGUGACAUUACGCGAUCCUGUCCCCCAAAAUGUUAUCAUGUCCAAUAACAUCGCAUGCUGCAUUUAUAUUUAUGUUCGGUGUAAAUGAGACGCCAUUUGUGUGUAUAUAGUGUGGAAUUUGAAGAAGGCAGGUGAAAAAACUUCAGUUGUGAACAAUAAUUGGCAAGAAUAUCUGCUGUUGGCUGGUCUUUGGAAGGACAGCUCUUUCAUCUUCACAUCUGUCUUUUGGACAUUUUCAUAUGUACAAAGGGAACCUUAUUGAUCCUGCAGUUGUUUAACAGAGUUAGCAAAUAUUUUAACAACAAUGUCACAUUCAAAUCUUUUUUUUUUUUUUUUAAAUGUAACAUCAUUGUGCUGUGUUGCGUUGGACUUUGGAUUAAUGAGCUGUUUUUUCAGCUUGGGCUCACAGUUAAACCUGUUUUCUUCUAAUAGGUAUUUUUAAAUAGGAACUGCCCUGUCCUGUUCUUACAGGGACAGUUUGUUUAUAACCUUUUGUUUUCCCCACAUUGAGCCAGUGAAACAGAUUGUUGAAGAUUAGAGACUGUUAAAAAGAUUUUCCUUCCUCAGUGUGUCGACAUUCCAUCUGUCUGCAUUGGUGACAGCAUGAGACAUUAAAUAUUAUUACUAAUACAUAUGCAAUAAAUGGUUUUAACUUCUGAACAUGUUAUUUAUAAUUUCUACUUUCUAUGUGUUUAACACAUUAGAACAUUUAAGUUCUGGGAAUUAUAUGAGAUAUUCUGAAAAUAAUUUAGUACUAUUGCAUUUUAAUAAUUUUUUCAAAUAAAGUUUUUAUUUUCACAAUAUGUAUCUUAAAACCUUUGAUAAGCAAAUAAUAAAUUCAAUAAAGCUCUCUAAAA